This is a messenger RNA of Topomyia yanbarensis, 1193 nucleotides long. RefSeq lists its product as uncharacterized. NCBI's taxonomy places the organism in Eukaryota, Metazoa, Arthropoda, Insecta, Diptera, Culicidae. The transcript is spliced from 6 exons. Bases 1 to 1191 code for a protein of 396 amino acids. The record is from RefSeq and is a predicted model, not a curated record.
AUGUCUUCUCUGAGUAAGUGUUUCUACGAAGCUUCGGUCGGAAAGACCUGUCGUGACCUUUGGCAUCCGGGGUUCGCCAAAUGUCGCCAUUAUAUUUUUGACUUAUGGAAGCGAAUUUUACCCGGUAGCUUUAAGCUAUACGUUCCGUUACUGGUGCUUCCACCGCUCGUCAAAUCUGAUGGAGUUACUAGAUCCUAUCUGGUAAAUCACUUUCUUGAAUACGUAUACAUUUCCGUGGCGACCUACGUCCAGGCGGCACUGUCUUUGACGUUUCAAUGCGGAUUCUCAAACCUUUUCGGAUAUCUGAACUAUUGGUGUGUUAUGUUCUGGCCGUGUCUACUGGGUGUCGCUGUAGGUCCUAGGCUGCCUCAGCAGCAUCUAAGAUUGCAAGGGAUUACGUUUUUCAACAUGAUGGUGGAAACGAUGAUUCGUAAAAGUCGCAUCAAUGUCAUCCAGCAUCUCAGAAACUCGAAGGUUUUCGGAACAUUAAGUUUUAUGCUAUUGAGUGUGGUUAUCAUGCCGAAACUUAACUCUGGAGUUGUGAAACAGUUUUGGUUAAUCAAUCCGGUACCGCAACCGAACGCCGAAAAAGGACACUGUAGUCACAAAAACUCCUGCCGGCAUCAUCUACUGGAUGGAAUGUUGAAGUAUGCCACCGUUGGACUCAUACUCGAAUCUGUCCGGGCACUGAUCAACAAAUUUGCACUGCUAAUGUCCAACCGGUCCCAAUUUAUGACGGAGUUUGUUCAAAUUUGUAGCACCAGGUUGGGUCUGUUUUUGGCUUUCUAUGUUGGUAUUUAUAGACUGACGACCUGUCUGAUGACACGGCACCGACUGGAGGACGACGGUCCCCUGCAGUCGAUGUUGGCGGGUUUCCUAGCUGGAAGUGCCUACUGGGUUUAUCCAAAAUAUCAGGUUUACACGUUGGCGUUCACCAAGGCAAUUGAGAUUUCAUGGGAGUACUGGAUUAAAACUGGACGAAACAUUCCGCCGUUGGUGAAACGAUUCAACCAACUCUCGCUGGUUUACUUUGCCCAAAUGAUUGCCUUCGGAUACCUUGGUCACAUUUACGCAUUCCAUCCGCAACUAUCACCACCGUUCCACAUCAAAGCGAUGGGAUUUUGCUCCAAGGACCUCACAUGGAACAUGCGCCGUACCCUGAUCGGUUGGAUAAUCGGAAACGGUUUCUAGAA